GGGUAGCCCCCACCCCGCCGCCGCUGCACCCCGUUCUUGCCUGUCCCUCCGCCCCCCCCGGCACCUCGUCCCCUGGGCCUGCAGGCCUCCGGCUGUACCCGCUGCAUCAGGUUGUCCCCCUGGGCCCUCCCGCUUGACCCCGCCCCCAAUCGCAGCCGGCUGUACCCAGGGGGUCGCUCACCCCUGUUCCCAUCCGGCUGUACCCCCCUACCCUCUCGUGUUCCCCCCCCACGCACUGGGCUGCAUCUCCAACCCGCUCGGCUCCAACCGGGCUGGGCACACCCCCCUCGUGUCAGUCGGUGCCUCCCGCACCCCCCUCCUGCAGCUGACUGUACCUGCCUCGCACGCUGUCCCCCGUGCACCUCCCCACCGGCUACCACCCCCCCGCUGCUUGCGUCCGGCUGUGCAGGACACGUAAACCUUGGCGACGUCACUCUGUGCCCGACGACGACUGACUAAUGACCUCACGCCGUAGCUGACGCGCCCCCAGUCCCUGAUGACGUCACGCUCAGUGGCACCCCUGCCUACGUCAGCAGGGCCCCGGGAGCAAUUGAUCUGGCUGUUGCCGUGUCGGGCUGUACCCACCACACGCCCCGUCAAUGCACGGCGCGCGCUGACGGUCCCAGGGACUGGAAACCGGUCCCGGCCUCUCUGGUUUCACAACCCCCGGCUCCCCCCGGCGCAGCCACGUUACGCCUGUCUGCUCCACGGCAACAGCGACGACGUCUUGUGCACAACACCGUCCCUCGGGAGCGCGCGCGGCACACGUCCUCUGCAACGCUGGCACGGUGUGUGUCGUCCACCCCCACCCCGUGCCAACAGGCGCUUCCUCAUGUGCUGUGCAUUGCCCGUGUCGUGCGGUAGCCGGAGAUGUACACCCUCACAACACCGUGCUGGCACACGCACCAAGGGCUGCACUUGUGCCGUGACAGGCAGAACAGGCCUCAAGUGCACACGCUGCUGCUGCCGUUUUGACACCCGCAGCCUGCGUUGUGGCCGACUGUACUUCUGUGCUUGACUCCAGUGCGUCAGGGCGUUUGCACCACAGGUGGUGCAGAACACCGUCCCAGAGCACACCUGGGUCCCGUCACAGGACGCGCUAUGGGCCGUGCGGCUGUACCAGGCACUUCCCGGCAUCUCUGAUCUCCAAGUGUAGCUGGGAGAGAGGGACACACGUGCACACCUGCUGGGUCAGCCGCGACAGCACUACACCUUUUUUGGGCGACUGUCAACUCCAAAAGCACCUCUUUGCACCUCCUUAAAUUGGGGGGAUCUGCGGUACUGUCCCCCCAACGCCGAUUGUUUCCAGCUGUUCUACAAGCUCACACGUGCACCUUGGAGCAGCUGUAUUUGUAGUUACACAUGUACACACAUGCACGCACACCCGUCCUACUGGAAGAUGCGCUGUGAUCCCUGACUGCCUCCGACUGUAGCUUUCCCCUCCACCUCCCUGUGAUCCCAGGAGGCCCUGCCGGCAGUGACCCCCCACCGAGGACCCCCGGAGCAACCACACCUAGUCCAUGAGGCCUCCGCUCACAGGUGCGCGCCGCGGGGAUGGCUCCGGUCGUGGAGGUGUCGGACGCGGGGCACUGCCGGUCGCUGCUGCUGGAGCUGAACGAGCAGCGCCUGCGGGGCCAGUUCUGUGACGUGACCAUCAUCGCCGAGGACACCAAGUUCCGGGCCCACAAGAACGUCCUGGCCGCCUCCAGCCCCUACUUCAAGGAGGCGCUGGCCGAGGGGCCGGCGUGCCGGGCGCCCGCCCACGUCCUCGAGCUGCCCGGCGUCCAGGCCGGCGUCUUCUCCGACGUCCUCAACUUCAUCUACAACUCGCGCCUCUCGGUGCCCUCGGCGGCGGCCGCCCGCGAGCUGGGAGCCGUGGGCCGGCGCCUGGGCAUCCCCUGCCUCGAGGGCCUGGAGGCCGCGCCGGGGGACAUGAACGGCUCCUCCGCCCCCUCGUCCUCGGCCCCGUCGCCCGUCGACCUGACGUGCCCGGCGCGGGCCAGCCCGGCGGGCGAGGCGGGCCGCGGCGCUGCCCAAGGGCCCGGCCUGCUCUUCGCCCUGCGCCCGGCGGCCUCCGAGGCGGCGGCGGCGGCGGCGGCGGCGGCGGCGUUGCGGUGCGGCUUCUGCGGGCGGGCCUUCAGCACGGCGGCCGCCCUGGGCCUGCACGCCAAGCUGCACCGGGCCCGCCGCGCCCUGGCCUGCCGCCACUGCGGCAAGACCUUCAUCCACGUCAAGCGGCUGCAGACCCACGAGGUGCUCUGCAAGGAGGCCGAAGGCGCCCACCACCACCACCACCACCACCACCACCACCACCACCACCCGCCGCCGCCGCCGCCGCCGCACGAGCCGCCGCCGCACGAGCCGCCGGCCAAGGCGCCGGGCGCCAAGAAGACGCUGCUGCUGCGGCCCCGCGGGGCCGAGCCGCCCGCCGCCGCCGCCGAGCAGGACCACUUCGCCAAGGUGGUGGACGGCCACGUCAUCUACUUCUGCGCGGUGUGCGAGCGCUCCUACAUGACGCUGUCCAGCCUCAAGCGGCACGCCAACGUGCACUCGUGGCGCCGCAAGUACCCCUGCCGCUACUGCGACAAGGUCUUCGCCCUGGCCGAGUACCGCACCAAGCACGAGGUGUGGCACACCGGCGAGCGCCGCUACCAGUGCAUCUUCUGCUGGGACACCUUCGUCACCUACUACAACCUCAAGACCCACCAGAAGGCCUUCCACGGCAUCAGCCCCGGGCUCAUCUCCUCCGAGAAGACGCCCAACGGCGGCUACAAGCCCAAGCUCAACGCCCUCAAGCUCUACCGCCUGUUGCCCAUGCGCUCGCACAAGCGGCCCUACAAGACCUACAGCCAGAACUUGGUGCCCGCCGGGCUGCUGCUGCCCGCCCGGCCCGAGGGCCUGAGCGGCGACGGCGAGGCCUUCGCCGCCGGCGCCUCCGCCGAGGCGCCCGAGCCGCCGCGCUUCCUGCUGCCGGCGGCGGCCGUGGCCGUGGCGGAGCCGGGCCGCGGCGCCGAGGCCGCCUCCGUCAUCGCCUACGGGCGCCCGGCCGCCUCCGUCAUCGUGCACGGCGGCGGCGGCGGCGGCGGUGGCGGCGGGGGGACGGCCGCCACCACCUCCGUCAUCGCCUACAACGGGGCCGCCGGUGACGCCGCCGCCGCCGCCGCCGCCGCCGCCCCGCCGCCGGUGCCGGUGCCGGCCGCCAAGCCCAUGAAGAAGCAGGUGCUGCGGGACUACAUCGAGGCGCAGCGGGCCGCGGCGGCCCAGCAAGGCGGCGGCACCGGCGCCGAGACCGCGGCGGGCGGCGAGGCCCCGGCGGCCUCCUCCUCCUCCUCCUCCUCCCCGCCGCCGCCGCCGCCGCCGCGCCGGCCCCGCGCCGGCCGCACCAUGACCUACGUGGCCAAGCCGGCCUACGUGGGCACGGCGGCCGAGAGCCGGGCCGCGCCGCUCUGCCAGAUCACCGUGCGCAUCGGCGAGGAGGCCAUCGUCAAGCGGCGCAUCUCCGAGACCGACCUGCGGCGCGACAAGGACGGCGGCGAGGGCGAGGGCGACGGGCCGCCGGCCGCCGACAGCGCCGAGGAGGACAGCGACGCCGAGGACCAGCUCUGGCGGCCCUACUACACCUACAAGCCCAAGCGGAGAGGAGCCGCCGCCGCCGCCGCCGCCGCCGCCGCCCCCAAGGCCAAGAAGCCGCGGUGGCGCCGCCGGCUGCGCUCGCUGCGCUGGGCCCAGGCGUCCGGCCCCGCCGCCGCCGCCGCCGAGGAGGAGGAGGAGGAGGAGGAAGGCAGCCCCGGCGGGUCGGACGCCGAGGCGGGGGGCAAAGGGGCCGGCAAGCGGGGCGCCGAGUGGAAGCACCGCUGCGGCGCCUGCGGCAAGCUCUUCUCGGCGCUCAAGAAGCUGCGCAAGCACGAGCGGGCGCACGGGCGGCCCGGCGCGGCCGCGGCGGCGGUGACACCGGCGGGGACAGCCCCCCGCGUCGGCCGCCGGCCCUCGCUCAAGUUCGCCUGCGCCCACUGCGCCAAGGUGUGCAAGACGGCGGCGGCGCUGAGCCGCCACGCCAAGCGGCACCAGGGCCAAGCCGGGCCGGCCGCCGCCUCGCCGCCGCCGCCGCCGCCGCCGCCCUCCGUCAUCGCCUACACCAAGAAGGCGACGCCGGAGGCGCCCGUCAAGGAGGAGGACCCGCAGGAGAUGCAGGUGUCGUCCUCCAGCGGCGACGGCGUCCGCACCGCCGCCGCUACAGCCGCCGCCGUCACCGCGCCGCCGCUACAGCCGCCGCCGCCGCCGCCGCCGCCGCCGCCGGUGGAGGUGGCGGGCCCCAGCCGCGGCUCGGUGCAGGACCCCGUGGUGUCGCACACGGGGCCGGCGGGGCUGCGCGACGGUGACGGUACCGCCGCCGCACCGCCGUCCUACGGGUACCCGGUGCAGGAGUACCCGCUGCCGCUGCUGGCGGCCGCCGCGGGCCGGACUCGCAGGGCCGGGGAGGAGCGCGGCGGCGGCGGCGGCGGCGGCGGCGGCGGCGGCGUCACCGUCACCGGCGGCGUCAGCGGCGGCGUCACCGUCACCGGCGGGCCGCCCAAGCCCUACCCCUUCGCCUACGGCCCCCGGCUGUUGGCCGCCUACCCCUACGGCUUCCCGCUGCCCGUGGCCCUCAACAUGGUGCUGCCCGAGGCCAAGGCCUUCCUCCCCGGCGUCUUCGGCUACGCCGUGGCCGAGGGGCCGCCGGCGGCGGACGGGGGGCCGGGGGGGCCGGGGGCCGCGGGGGCGGCGCCGGGGGGGGCCGGGGGGGCCGACGGCGACGGGGGCGAGCGGCCCCGCAAGGGCGGCGGGACCUGAGCGGGGGGGCGCCGGGGGGGGGGGGGGACACCCCUCUCCCUCCCCGUGGGGGGACCUGGAGGGGGCUGGGGGGGGGCCCCCCGUGCGGAGGGGGUGGUAAGGGGUCCCCUGCCCCAUAGCGGGUGAUGGGGGGGUCCCUGCCCCACAGUGGGUGGCAGAGGGGGUCCCCUGCCCCAUAGAGGGGUGAGAAGAGGGUCCCCUGCCCCAUAGAGGAUGGCGGAAGGGUCCCCUAACCCAUAGGGGAUUGGAGGGGGGGUCCCUGACCCAUAGCAGGUGACAAAGGGGGUCCCCUGCCCCAUAGGGGGUGGCUGAAGGGUCCCCUGCCCCAUAGGGGAUUGCCGGGGGGGUCCCCUGCCCCGUAGAGGAUGGCUGGAGGGUCCCCUGCCCCAUAGGGGAUUGGGGGGGGUCCCCUGGUGUGUAGGCGAUGGCGGGGGGGGUCCCCUGCCCUACAGGGGAUUGAGGGGGGUCCCCUGCCCUAUAGGGGACUGCAGGGGGGGCUUUUGCCCCAUAAGGGGGAGUGGGGUCCCUCCAACCCCCAUAGGGGAUUGGGGGGGGUCCCUGCCCUAUAGCUCUUGGGGGGGGGGUCCCAUGACCCAGGGGGCAGCUGAGGGGGGCUGCUGCCCCAUAGGGGAUCGCAGGGGGUCCCCUGCCCCAUAGGGGAGAGCAGAGGGGUCCCGGACCCCCCCCAAACCGGGGCAUCCCCACCCCAUAGGGGAGGGGGGGCAGCGACCCCCCCCAUGGGCGAUGUGGGGCAGGGGGAGCCCCCUUGGGACCAAUACGAGCGCGGGGGGGGCACUGGGUAUACUGGGGUCCCCCCAGUUACCCCAGUAUAUUGGGACCCCCAAUAUAUUGCCCCCCACUUUAGUGCCCUCCCAAGUGUAUAGGCCCCCCCCAAGCAUAUAGGGCCCCCCCAUAUAUAGGGACCCCCCCCGGAUUCGCCCCCUUCCCCCCCAUUUCGGGGCGCCCCCCCCCCCAUUGCACCUUACGGCAUCGCAGCGACAUUCCAGCGCCCCCCGCCCUCGUGCAAGCCCCGCCCCCUCGUGCAAGCCCCGCCCCCCGCGCGAGGCCCCGCCCCACGGAGCCCAGCGUCUUCCUUGCACGGCCCCGGCGGGGGGGGGGGGGGCUCAUCCUCGUGCGUCGCACAGCCACCCCCGUGCACCCCCCCGCGUCCCCCCCCGGCUCCUCGUGCAAGGCCCGGCUUCGUGCAACGCCCGCCCCGUGCAAAAGCCGCCUCACACUCCGCCCCGCUGCACCAGGCUUGUGCAAGGCCGUGCAAACCCCCCCCCCGUCGUCGCCCUCGCACGCCCGGGCGGGGGGGGCCCUGUGCAAGCCCCCUCCCCGUGCAAGGCCCGUCUCUCUGCAGCGCCCUCGUGCAAGCCCCGCCCCCGCGCAAGCCCCGCCCCCGUGCAACGCACGCCUGCGCGAGGCCUGGCCUCGUGCGACGCACAGCGCGACCCCCCCCCGUCCCCGUGCAAGGCCCGCCUCCACGCUACGCCCAGCCGUGCAAGGCCCGGUCCCCCCCCCGUCCCGCCGUGCGAGGCUCGUGCGAGGGCCCUCGUGCAAGGCCCAUCCUCGUGCAAGGGCUCCUCGUGCGAGGCUCCUCGUGCAAGGCUUCUUCUCGUGCAAGCGCUGCUGUCGUGGAAGGGCUGGGCUCCGGCGAGGGCUGUGUCCUCGUGCAAGGCCCAGCCUCGUGCAAGGGCUCCUCGUGCGAGGAUGGGCCUUGUGCAAGGCUCAUCCUCGUGCGAGGCCCCUCGUGCAAAGUCUAUCCUUGUGCAAGGCCCCUCCUCGUGCAACGCUCGUCCUUGAAUGAGACCCCUUGUGCAAGGGCUCCUUGUGUGAGGCCCGUCCUUGUGCAAGGCUUUUCCUCGUGCAAGGCCCCUUGUGCAAGGCCCAUGCUCGUGCAAGGCUCGGCCUCAGGCAAGGUGCCUCGUGCAAGGCCCGUCCUCGUGCAAGGGCUCCUCGUGCAAGGUUCGUCCUCGUGCAAGGGCUCCUUGUGCAAGGCCCAACCUUGUGCAAGGCCCAUCCUCGUGCAAGGGCUCCUUGUGCAAGGCCCAUCCUCGUGCAAGGCCCGUCCUCGUGCAAGGGCUCCUCGUGCAAGGCCCGUCCUCGUGCAAGGCCCAACCUUGUGCAAGGCCUGUCCUUGUGCAAGGCCUCCUUGUGCAAGGCCCAUCCUCAUGCAAGGCCCGUCCUCGUGCAAGGCCCGUCCUUGUGCAAGGGCUCCUUGUGCCAGGCCCAUCCUCGUGCAAGGCCCGUCCUCGUGCAAGGCCCCUUGUGUGAGGACUCCUCGUGCAAGGGCCCCUCGUGCAAGGCCCUUCCUCGUGCAACGCCCCCUCCUCACACAAGGACCCCCCCCCCGCCGGCCCCCUCCUCGUGCGCAUCCCCCCCCCACGUUGCCCCCUCGUGCGUCGCACGCCCGCGGCCCCCCCCACCCCGUCGUGCGUCGCACGCCCGCGGCCCCCCCCCCCGCCCGGAUUUGCACUUUCCCGGCCGCGUUUGCUACUGACUGUCCCGGCGCGGCCCCCCCCCCCCCGCCCCCCCCGCGGCCCCUCCUGCGCCCACGGCACUUUAACGGGGGGGGGGGGCGAAAAAGAGGCGAAAAAGGCAAAAAAAAGCAAAAAAAGGCAAAAAUGGUGAAAAAAUGGGGGGCGGGAGCGGGGGGGAGCUGGGGGGAGGGGGAGGCGCCGGGACCCCCCCAACCCGGGUGGGGGCACCGCGGUGGGGCACCCGGUUUGGGGGGGGGGGUCCCCAUGGGGUGGCCCCGAUUUGGGGGUCCCCGAUUUGGGGGUCUCCAAAGAGGGGGGGCUCUGGGGGUCCCCUAUGGGGUGUCCCCAAUUGCAGGGGGUCCCCAAAGGGGGUGGCCCUGGGGGGGGCCCCCAAUUUGGGGGUCUCCCAUUGGGGUGACCCCAAGGGAGUGUCCCCAAAGGGGGUGGCCCUGGCGGGUCCCCAAUUGGGGGGGGUCUCCAUGGGGUGACCCCGAUGGGGGGGGUCCCCAAUUGGGUGGCCCUGGUGGGUCCCCAAUGGGGAUGUCCCCAAUUGGGGGGGGGGUCUCCAUGGGGUGACCCCAAUGGGGGUGGCCCUGGCAUGUCCCCAAAUGGGGGUGGCCCCAAUGGGGUGGCCCGGGGGGGGUCCCCAAUGGGGGGGUCCCCAAAUGGGGGUGUCCCCAAUGGGGUGGCCCGGGGGGGGUCCCCAAUGGGGGUGUCCCCAAAUGGGGGUGUCCCCAAUUGGGGGGUCCCCAGGGGGUGGCUCCCGUCGGGGAGGUCUCCGGUCGGGGGGUCCCCGGCCGGGGGGGCCCGGGGGGGCCGCGGCGGCGGUCGGUGGCGGCGGUGACAAGUGUCCACUAUUUAUCUGCAUCAGUGAGUGUUAGAGACGCCAAUAAACACCGUAGAGCUGA
Dromaius novaehollandiae (emu) is the source of this 8221-nucleotide messenger RNA. It is a transcript of the gene ZBTB4, whose product is annotated as zinc finger and BTB domain containing 4. Gene Ontology annotation, cellular component: nucleus. The transcript has 3 exons. The coding region runs from base 1555 to 4830 and encodes 1091 amino acids. Gene Ontology annotation, molecular function: protein binding; DNA-binding transcription factor activity, RNA polymerase II-specific. Gene Ontology annotation, biological process: regulation of transcription by RNA polymerase II. The record is from RefSeq and is a predicted model, not a curated record. Lineage: Eukaryota; Metazoa; Chordata; Aves; Casuariiformes; Dromaiidae.